Molecule: messenger RNA, 2355 nt
Organism: Cervus elaphus (red deer)
Lineage: Eukaryota; Metazoa; Chordata; Mammalia; Artiodactyla; Cervidae
Product: zinc finger protein 420-like
Exons: 4
Coding region: 156-2255 (699 amino acids)
Biological process (GO): regulation of transcription by RNA polymerase II
Cellular component (GO): nucleus
Molecular function (GO): DNA-binding transcription factor activity, RNA polymerase II-specific; RNA polymerase II transcription regulatory region sequence-specific DNA binding
Source: RefSeq, a predicted model, not a curated record
GGGAAACAAGAAAACUAUUUCUUCUCGAUCAUUGCAGCAGUUGCAGAUUCAAGAAUUGUGUGGAUGCCUUGUAAGUUAUCUACUUAACACCCAGAUGUGAGUUUGUGAUAAAAAUCCCCAGAGGAGACGCAGAGCUGGAGGAAGAAGAGGAGGAAAUGGCAGCUUCUCAGGGACGGCUGACAUUCCAGGAUGUGGCCAUAGACUUCACUCAAGAGGAGUGGGAAUGCCUGGACCUCGGUCAGCGGGACUUGUACAGGGAUGUGAUGUUAGAGACCUAUGGGAACCUGGCCUCCUUGGGUCUUGUGGUCUCAAAGCCGGACCUGGUCACCUUUCUGGAGCAAAUGAAGACUCCCUGGGAUGUAAGGAGAACGGACACAACAGCCACAUACCCAGGAUGGAACACUUUCAAAGGUACAGAAUGUGACAAAGCGUUUAAUCAGAGUUCAAAACUUAGUCAACAUCAGCGAAUCCAUAUUGGCCAGGAGCCUUAUAAAUGUAAGGAUUGUGGCAAAGGCUUUAUUCAACGCAGAGAUCUUACUUGCCAUCAGAGAAUUCACACUGGAGAGAAACCUUAUAAAUGUCAAGAAUGUGGAAAAGCUUUCAGUCAAUAUGCAACUCUUAGUAAACACCAGCGAAUUCAUACUGGAGAGAAGCCUUAUAAAUGUAAGGAUUGUGGCAAAGACUUUAACCAGGGCUCAGGCCUUAUGUACCAUCAGAAAGCUCAUACUGGAGAGAAGCCUUAUAAAUGUAAGGAUUGUGGCAAAGGCUUUAGCCAGCUCUCAGGUCUUACUUGCCAUCAGAGAAUUCACACUGGAGAGAAACCAUAUACAUGUCAAGAAUGUGGAAAAACUUUCAGUCAACAGGCAAAUCGUAAUAAACACCAGCAAAUUCAUACUGGAGAAAAGGGUUAUAAAUGUAAGGAUUGUGGCAAAGGCUUUAGCUGGCACUCAGACCUUAUAUCCCACCAGAGAGUUCAUACUGGAGAGAAGCCUUAUAAAUGUAAGGAUUGUGGCAAAGGCUUUAGCCGGAACUCAGGUCUUACUUGCCAUCAGAGAGUUCAUACUGGAGAGAAGCCUUAUAAAUGUAAGGAUUGUGGCAAAGGCUUUAGCCAGCUCUCAGGUCUUAUUUGCCAUCAGAGGGUUCAUAGUGGAGAGAAGCCUUAUAAAUGUAAGGAUUGUGGCAAAGGCUUUAGCCAGCUCUCAGGUCUUAUUUGCCAUCAGAGGGUUCAUACUGGAGAGAAGCCUUAUAAAUGUAAGGAUUGUGGCAAAGGCUUUAGCCAGAACUCAGGUCUUAUUUGCCAUCAGAGAGCUCAUACUGGAGAGAAGCCUUAUAAAUGUAAGGAUUGUGGCAAAGGCUUUAGCUGGCACUCGGGUCUUACUUGCCAUCAGAAAAUUCACACUGGAGAGAAACCUUAUAAAUGGCACGAAUGUGGAAGAGCUUUCAGUCAAUACGCAAUUCUUAUUAAACACCAGCAAAUUCAUAGUGACGAGAAGCCUUAUAAAUGUAAGGAUUGUGGCAAAGGCUUUAUUCAACGAGGAGGUCUUACUUGCCAUCAGAGAAUUCACACUGGAGAGAAACCUUAUAAAUGUCAAGAAUGUGCAAAAGCUUUCAGUCAAUACGCAACUCUUACUCAACACCAGCGAAUUCAUACUGGAGAGAAGCCUUUUAAAUGUAAGGAUUGUGGCAAAGACUUUAGCCGGCACUCAGGCCUUAUGUACCAUCAGAGAGUUCAUACUGGAGAGAAGCCUUAUAAAUGUAAGGAUUGUGGCAAAGGCUUUAGCCGGCACUCAGGCCUUAUGUACCAUCAGAGAGUUCAUACUGGAGAGAAGCCUUAUAAAUGUAAGGAUUGUGGCAAAGACUUUAGCCGGCACUCAGGCCUUAUGUACCAUCAGAGAGUUCAUACUGGAGAGAAGCCUUAUAAAUGUCAGGAUUGUGGCAAAGGCUUUAGCCGGCACUCAGGCCUUAUAUCCCAUCAGAGAGCUCAUACUGGAGAGAAGCCUUAUAAAUGUAAGGAUUGUGGCAAAGGCUUUAGUUGGCACUCAGGUCUUACUUGCCAUCAGAGAAUGCACACUGGAGAGAAACCUUAUAAAUGUCAAAAAUGUGGAAAAGACUUUAGUCAACACCCUACUCUUACUCAACACCAGCGAAUUCAUACUGGAGAGAAGCCUUAUAAAUGUCAGGAUUGUGGCAAAGGCUUUAGGGACCGCAAAGUUCUUACUCACCAUCAGAGAAUUCAUACUGGAGAGAAACCUUAAUAAUAUAAAGAAUGUGGAAAAGCUUUCAGUCACUAUGCAACUCUUACUAAACACGAGCGAAUUCAUACUGAAGAGAAUUCUUAUAAAUGUAAGGAUUGUG